GUGUUGCUCGUCUACUGUCCGCAUCGCCCUUCCACAAGGGGAAGGGUACCCCUCAUGUGCGAUGAAGCGAAGGUCGCGACGGAAAAUUAGGUUCUCUUGCGACGUCCAUGGUUUCUCCGUGUUUCGCAGUCUUUGCUGCUCUAGGAAAGGUUCUACCAAUAGUCUUCCGGUUCUUCUGUGCAGGGUUCUCUCUAAGAAUAGCACCAAACCGCCGGGGCAUACCACAUCUCGUUCCUCACACUCGCACACAGUCCACCAGACGACAACUCAAGAAAAAACCACCAAAAAACACCCCGAGUACAGACUACUGCUCCUCGCAUACCUCCCAAUCCAUCCAUAGGGACCGCCACACUAACCCAAUCCAGGCAAACGAUGACAGGGUGGAUCAACAAAUGCUAAUAAUUAACCUUCCGUAGUAAAGUUAACCCGCAGAUGGUAGUGUACUAAGUACGCCUCGGCUGCCCGU
Molecule: messenger RNA, 466 nt
Organism: Aspergillus pseudonomiae
Lineage: Eukaryota; Fungi; Ascomycota; Eurotiomycetes; Eurotiales; Aspergillaceae
Exons: 1
Coding region: 108-416 (102 amino acids)
Source: RefSeq, a predicted model, not a curated record